Molecule: messenger RNA, 822 nt
Organism: Aspergillus ruber CBS 135680
Lineage: Eukaryota; Fungi; Ascomycota; Eurotiomycetes; Eurotiales; Aspergillaceae
Product: tubulin-binding prefolding complex subunit GIM3
Exons: 4
Coding region: 82-495 (137 amino acids)
Biological process (GO): protein folding
Cellular component (GO): prefoldin complex; cytoplasm
Source: RefSeq, a predicted model, not a curated record
CCACAUCCCACGAAUCCUCAACAUCACAGAACAAUCACCAAACAACUCAAUCCACCACACCAUAGAACAAACACCACCAAAAUGAUGCAACAUCGCAUGCUCUCAAAAGAAGAAGAAGUCGCCGCCGGCGGCGAAGAAAACGAAGUCCGGCGCGAGGACCAGGAGAAAAUCAACCGCUUUAGUCGACUUCAUCAGCGGGAGACUGUUUUUGAGGCGCUGCUUAAGGGGAAGCAGAAAGACAAAGAAGACCUUGAAGAAGUAACCACCGAACUCGAACUCGCAGAUGAAGAUGAACUCGUUCCGUACAAAAUCGGCGACACAUUCUUCCAACUCCCGCUCUCGGAAGCCCAGCAGCUCCUUGCCACCUCGACAGAGGAUGUUGAGGGCGAGGUGACGAAGUUGGAGGAUUCGUUGGGGGAGCUGAGGGAGGAGUUGCAGGAGUUAAAGGUGGCGCUGUAUGCGCGGUUUGGGAGGGGGAUUAAUUUGGAGGCUUAGCUUCUUUUUUCCUUUUCUAAAUGACGGCUAAUUGAUAGAAAUGUGACUGUAUUACGUGUAUUCUAUGUUAGGUGUUGUUUGGUAGCAACUGUAAAUGUAAAUAUCAAUUCUAUUACUUGGCAGGGUAUAUGCAGUUCUAUAGUACUUGUAAGUCAUGGAUGGUUAAAUGCGUCUGUCUAUGCAAUUCUCAUAAGCCAUAUCUCAUCGCAUGGGAGCAAUAAAUAAAGAAACAAAUGCAGGCCAAGUACUCCGUUGUCCGUGAAUGCAUCAAAUAAUACUGGCAAUCGUCAUGCGCGACGAGCUCGACCGUCGAGCUAUAUCCUCACC